AUGGCAACCACAUUCAUUGCUAAGCACAGUCUCACAAUACUAGCUCUAACCCAUAUUUUCUUCUUUCCUUGUUUUCUUCUAGGGAAGGCAGAUGACUAUUUUCCUCAAACAGGAGCCGCAAAUGGUUAUGUUCCUCAAACAGGAGGUGCAAAUGGGUAUGGUCCUCAGACAGGAGCAAAUGGUUAUGGUCCUCAGACAGGUAGCGUUGGCGUGGACGAUCCUGCUGAAGUUGUUUCCAAGGCCCUGUUAUGUUUCAACAAUAACUACGUUUAUAGCAGCUGCGAGCAAUCCUAUAGAUUAACAGAGAGCGGGGACAUCAACGUGCCACCAGAAUAUGCUGAUCAAUACUGCCGCGGGCCAUGCUUCAGCGAAACUAACCUUGUGCUGAACUGUAUCGACAAUAUAUUAUCCCACUUCUUGUUUUACAACAGGGCAUCGAUACAGGAUGUGAGGGAGACAAUCAAGGCAGGAUGUAGCUAUGGUCCAGAAAGAGGUAACUUCAAUGUGGCUGAGCAUAUUCAAGCCAGAGAGAAUAGUGCUUCCAAGAGUUCAAAAUCUGCUAUGCUUGGGCUUCUCUUGAUGACUGUCUUGAUGGGAUAUUAUCUACUAUAUUAA
Daucus carota subsp. sativus is the source of this 615-nucleotide messenger RNA. RefSeq lists its product as uncharacterized. Lineage: Eukaryota; Viridiplantae; Streptophyta; Magnoliopsida; Apiales; Apiaceae. The record is from RefSeq and is a predicted model, not a curated record. Bases 1 to 615 code for a protein of 204 amino acids. The transcript is spliced from 4 exons.